CAAAUGUUCCUUUCAUGGAUUAAUUGGAUAACCCAGCUUGUACAUUUGAGCACAUGAAUGCACAUUUUUGAGGCUGAUGGUCUCCUGAUCCCAGGUCUGUUGGGCUCUGGUAGCGUACCUUUACCCUGGCCUCACUUCUUUUUUUUUCUUUUUUCUUUUUGCCAUCGUCGGAGUAAUUUUAUGACUUCAAACUGCACAAAAUGCAGCGAUCUCUGAACAUAAAUGCAGGUCUGAGUGGUUUUGGAGAACGCCGGCCUGGAUGACCUGAUGCAAACUGCACAGUAACUGAUGACCGGAUCACUGGACGUUUUUAAUUACUGCCUCGUUUCUGCUGGAGCCUGGCUUAUCAUGCAUCAUAGAUAUUUAUAAUCUGAACAUGCUGGAGUUAUGACAUCAGCCGGCACUGCUGACCAUGACAAGCGUUUGGGGAAGCAUGCAAUCCAUUCUGUCAUGGGGACAAUGGGUUGUCAGAAGACCUGCAAAGUGGAGAAACUCCUGAAGCCACCUCAGUGUGAAGCAGCGUGGAGCCAGAGACAGAGGUUAGCCUCAGCAAAGAAGAACAGCCGGAUGAGAGGAAACACAGAUAAGCUGAGAAAUGAAGUUUUGCCCCUCCAGCUCCCAGGUGUGCAGCCUUUGGACAACUUUCGUCUUCUAGGCGACAACAGCAGAGCUCUGAGACUUGACCCGGACAGCCUGAGCCACCAGCAGCUGAAGCAGAAGCUACUGGAGACUGAGAUCAGCACCAGAAGGAAGGAGUGUGAAGCACUUGAGGCGGAGGUGAAGAAAAAGAAUCAAACAUGUCAGACUUUGGAGAAUGAGCUUCAAGAUUUCCUCCAGGAGAACAAACACUUGAACCUUCAGUUGUUCAACAAUAGCCACAAGGCAUCUGAGUAUGAGAAGGUGAAGUCUGAGUAUGCCCAGCUCAAAGAGACCCUUGGUGCUGUGACGCAGGAGAGAGAUUUAGCCCUGUGGGAGAGGAACCAGCUCCAAGGCAAACUGGAGAACCUAGAGCAGGUGCUCAAGCAUAUGCGCGAGGCUGCAGAGCGGAGGCAGCAGCUAGAGUUGGAGCAUGAGCAGGCCUUGGCUGUACUCAAUGCAAAGCAGCAGGAGAUUGAAGUUCUUCAGAAGGCUCAGGUUGAGGCAAAAAAGGAACAUGAAGGCGCUGUCCAUCUGUUAGAGAACCACUUGGACAGCAUGCAGGCCAAAGUCCGUGAGCUGGAGGAAAAAUGUCGGUCACAGAGUGAGCAGUUCAACCUCUUGUCAAAAGAGCUGGAGAAGUUCCGGCUCCAGGCGGGGAAAUUUGAUAUCCUCAGCACUGAACCCUUAACUGUAUGUGAGUCUCCAGGAUCGCCCAACAAAUCCCUCUCACAGCUCCUCAAUGGACUGGCUGCCCCCAUAGGAAAAGGCAAUGAGGCUCCAACAAGCAGAUCUUUGAUAUCGGAGUUCAUUCGACCACUCCAGAUCAGUGGAGACAAGCCCGAGCUCCUCUCUGUCAAGCCAACAUUCCUCACUCGGGGUCGAGUUAGCAGCCCAGCACGGGCUUUCCUCUCUGAGAUGGACAAAGAGCUCAGCUCAACUACCAGGUCCAAACCGAGGUUCACGGGGAAAGUUCGUCUGUGUAUUGCUCGGUACAGUUACAAUCCUUAUGACGGGCCUAAUGAGCAUCCUGAGGCAGAGCUCCCCCUGGUGGCAGGGAAGUACCUCUACGUUUACGGGACAAUGGAUGAGGACGGCUUUUACGAAGGAGAGCUGCUCGAUGGACAGCGGGGACUGGUUCCAUCCAAUUUUGUGGAUUUUGUCCAAGAUGAGGAGACACCCUCUGUCCAACACAGGGACACAGUGGCUAAAGAACCUGGCUACCUCAACCACAGUAGCCUGGGGACUCAGAGACUGAAAGCGAGCACAGGAACAUUAACGGGCAUAAGCAGCCUGCUGUCUGACAGCAAACUAGACUGUAUAAGCACCAGCAGCUUGGGCAUGGACCUCCUGGGCUCCUCCAGCAAUGGGACAGGAACCUUGGACGUCAGCACUGACGAGGUCGGUGAAGACAUUGUGCCUUAUCCCCGCCGCAUCAACUUGAUUAAACAACUGGCCAAGAGUGUGAUUAUUGGCUGGGAUCCUCCUGUGGUUCCUCCGGGCUGGGGCUCCAUCAGUGGCUACAAUGUCUUGGUGGAUAAGGAGUUGCGCAUGAGUGUCCCCUACGGGGGCAGGACGAAGUCUCUUCUUGAAAAGCUCAAUCUGGCCACCAACACCUAUCGCAUCUCAGUGCAGAGCAUCACCGACCGGGGCCCGUCGGACGAGCUCCGGUGCACUCUGCUGGUGGGAAAGGAUGUGGUGGUGGCACCUUACUACCUGCGGGUGGACAGCAUCACGCAGGUCUCUGCUGAGCUCUCUUGGAUGCCCAGCAACAGCAACUACAGUCACACCAUCUUCCUCAAUGGUGCAGAGUACGACAUGGUCAAGGCGGGGGGCUAUAAGUACAAGUUCUUCAACCUGAAGCCCAUGACAGUUUACAAGGUGAAGGUUGUGGCGCAGCCGCAUCAGGUGCCUUGGCAACUUCCGAUGGAUCAAAGGGAGAAGAGGGAAAUCUCUGUGGAGUUCUGCACUCAGCCUGCAGGGCCCCCUCUCCCUCCCCAGGAGGUGCAGGUCCAGUUGGGUCAGACGCCGGGGAUCCUGCAGGUCAGAUGGAAGCCGCCGCCUCUGACGUCUUCAGGAACCUCCAACGGGGCCAGUGUGAUUGGCUAUGCCGUGUGCACAAAGGGACAAAAGAUAGCAGAAGUCUUAUACCCCACAGCAGACUAUGUGGCCGUGGAAUUAAACAGGAUUCAGUGUCUGGAGGCCAGGGAAGUCAUUGUAAGGACGUUAUCAACACAAGGAGAGUCUCAGGACUCGCCCGUGGCCGUCAUCCCGAACAAUCUCUUGGGCUCUCCACGCCUCUCCCACCGAACCACUGCACCAUCACAACCAAUGCUCCACCCGCAGUCACAUGCAGUGCACUCACAAACCCAUCCUCCCUACCCGUCUACGUACCCCCCAAAUCAUCCUCAGCCCCAGGUGCAGGCUCUGUCUCGAACCCAGCCCCACACGCUGCCCCACACACAGACGCACUCGCAGCCCGUCUGCCAACCCCCUCCUCAUUGCCAGCGUCACCUCAUGCCCAAGUCCAAACCAUUAGUAAGUGCCAGAGAGCCACAAACCAAAGAGCAUGAGGUGGGACUGCGGACAGCCCAGCCCUGGGAGAGAUCCCCCUCUCCGCUGCCUCCCAUGCGUGGAACCAACCUGGAGCCGCCGCACUUCCAGCCACGGCGGUCACCCUCUCCUCAGAGGAUCCUGCCACAGCCUCAGGGAGUCCCCAUCCCCAACACCAUCGCCAAGGCCAUGGCCAGGGAAGCUGCCCAGAGAGUGUUCGCCGAGGGAAACCGGGUUGAGAAAAGGAAUAUCUUUAGUGAGCGAGGUAACGCCAUGCAUCCGCUCAACUCUGACGAGGAGGAGGACGGCUACGACUCUCCUCAUGCGAGGAGGAGAGGAGCCUCGGUGGAUGAAUUCCUCAGAGGGUCAGAGCUGGGCAGACAGCACCAUCAUCACCAUUACAGCCACAGUGAGGAGUACCACACAGAGAGCAGUCGGGGUUCAGACCUGUCUGACAUCAUGGAGGAGGACGAGGAAGAUCUUUACUCUGAGAUGCAACUGGAGGAGGGCCGUAGGCGCAGCAUCAAUUCCCACAACACUCUUAAGGCAUAUUACAAGCGUCAGGACUUAGCCGAGGAACGGGACUGCUGGGACCUCCAGAGGGAGGUGGUGAAGCAGAAGUCGCUCCGCAGCAAGCGCCUCCACAGCAUCCCAGAGGUGGCUGAGGAAGAGUCGGACUGCGUGGACGGCAUGGGCCAGCGCCUGUGCUUCGAAGACGGUGGGCGGCCGGGAAUUCCGCACACUCAGCGAAGGAUGUACCCCCAGGACGGCCACAUGCGCAACCAUCCCACCUCAAGCAAGAACUCCCGCCACCUGCAGCGACAGCGCUCCUCCCCUCGCUUCUCUGACAGCCGCUACUACUACAGCAUAGACGACCGCGGCCUGGUGAGACCCAACCGCCAGAACACCAAGAGUCCCGACAGUGGUUUAGACUGUGGCAGUGAGGAAGAAGGCUCUCUGGGCCGAGGUUAUCGAGGCUACUACACUCACGGGAGCCCCAUGCGGGGGCCCGUUCACAUCAUUCACUGUGAAGGCCCGGUAGAAAGGCGGGCGCUGGCUAUGGGCCGUAAAAGAACUCUGACCCGGCAGUGCAGCGUCGAGGAGGAGUUCUCUGACAUCGCAGCGACUGCGGCCAAGUCGGUACACACAGGUGACUUUAGGAACAGGGAGCACUUUGGGCCUGGUCGGGAGGCCGGGCCGAGGAACUACUCCAGGGAAGGGGCCCUGAGCGAGGGCAGGCUGAACGAGCUGGACAGGGUCUAUUACAGCCCCCACAGGGAGGCUAGGGCCCAGUCUUUGUCCAGGCUCAACCGGGACCAGCCGCUGAUCAUUGGGAACUCAUCAUCACACGCGAACGCUGACCGCCUGGACCACUCGGGGAGGAGGCCGGUUCACAUCGGCAACCCCCCUCAGCAGCGGCCCAUCCCAUCCAUUGAGAUCACCAUGGACAGUAACAGUGAGGGGAGUGAGGGGAACCCCUCACCCGUCAAGGAGGAUGUUUACUAUGGCAGUGUAGCUCGGCGCAGGAUAUGGCGAUCUAUGUCCUCAGAGGAUCAAUAUGACGGCUAUGGCGGGCGCAGGCGGGAACGGCGAUCCCCGGAAUACUAUGAGGAGUCAGAGCCAGACGAGAUGACCCGUGUGUUUGUGGCUCUGUUUGACUAUGACCCCAUGUCCAUGUCUCCCAACCCUGAUGCUGCCGAUGAGGAGCUGCCAUUCAAGGAGGGCCAGAUCAUCAAGGUGUUUGGGAAUAAAGACACCGAUGGCUUCUACAGGGCAGAGGUCCGAGACCGAGUGGGUCUGAUCCCCUGUAACAUGGUCUCUGAGAUCCAAACAGAGGAUGAUGAAAUGAUGGACCAGCUCCUCAAACAGGGCUUCCUGCCACUCAACACUCCUGUGGAGAAGUUAGUGAACUGUGACCGUUUCAAAGAUGGCCGCUCAAUAAAUCGCAGGUCCAGAAAGUCCAAAAGAGAGAGGAACAGGCGGAGUGGCCGUCAACAUCCGAUGUCAACACGCAGAAUGGUGGCUUUGUAUGACUACGACCCCCGAGAGAGCUCCCCUAACGUUGAUGUAGAGGCUGAACUGACUUUCUGUGCCGGUGACGUCAUCAGUGUUUUUGGUGAAAUAGAUGAAGAUGGCUUUUAUUAUGGCGAGCUCAAUGGACACAAGGGACUUGUUCCUUCCAACUUUCUAGAAGAAGUGCCUGAUGAUGUAGAGGUUUUUCUCACUGACUCACCAUCUCGAUACCCCCAGGACACUCCUGCACGGAUAAAGACCAAAAGGAAGAAGAGUGUUCAUUUCACACCUUAAAGGCUCUGUUUCCGUCACGUAAGUGAGCAACUGAGGAUACCAAGAUUACGCUCCCCUCGUCUAAUGCAGAUGACAUGGGUACCCUUAGCUUCUGGUAUGCAACAUGUAUACUCUAUAUGACAUUCCUUUAGUGCUGCUAUGCCUUUAGGUAGUUUUUAGGAUCACUCUUUGUUUCACCAAAACACUCAAUGAUGUUUGUUGGUAGGAGACAGUAACCCUAGCCAAUGCAUUAGACAAGAAUGGUAUGGUAUCUUCAGUUGUUUCUCUGAGUGUUGUACAUGACAAUGUCCGUCUCCUGCAAUAAGUCUCCUGCUGUAACUCAUGGUGAGCUAAAAGGCCAUUGUUGUACCCUCAAUUGUCAAAAAGUUCAGUUAAAAUUACGGUUACUAACAUUGAGACUACUUUCAGUGCAGUAUGACAUGCUGCAUCCUAGAAAAAAAAUCCAGAAAAAAACCCACAAAUUCUAUGCAAAAACCCAAAGAUGUAAUGUGAAAUGUUAAAAGAAAUUUAUUCAGACAAUUUUUAAAAAAUCAAAUCAGUGAGUAUUUUGGUUUUGGCUAAUUUUGUGAGUCAAGAUUAACUAUCAAUUAGAUUGCAAACUAAUGGUUAUUGAUUUAAAGUGAGACUAGAACUUUGCUGAGCAGCAGCUACAAAAUUACAAUCAUAGGAUAAUGCUUGGUUGCUACACUACCUUUUAGCAUUUAGCUUAAUUGCUAAGUUAGUGGUGAAUAUACAGCAUUAUUUCACUCCAUUCUGAUUGGUCAAUCGCAAUAUUCUACAGUCUGUUAUUUCUGAAUAGCAGACCGCUGCUGUGUAUAACAGACAAUUACUUUUUAUGUAGUUUCGAAGCAGAAGCAAUACAAUAAUUUAAAAAAUAUAUUUUGGUCAAACUAUGGAUUUUUUUAGUAAGUAGUUGUGUAAUAAGCAGGAUAAUGUACAGCAAGCAGGUCAU
Molecule: messenger RNA, 6448 nt
Organism: Centropristis striata (black sea bass)
Lineage: Eukaryota; Metazoa; Chordata; Actinopteri; Perciformes; Serranidae
Gene: rimbp2b
Product: RIMS binding protein 2b
Exons: 30
Coding region: 388-5496 (1702 amino acids)
Biological process (GO): neuromuscular synaptic transmission
Molecular function (GO): protein binding
Source: RefSeq, a predicted model, not a curated record